GAGGCCCCGCGCGGUUUCCAUGGCGACGCCCGCGCUUCCUUAGGGCCCGGGUUGAGGCAGCUGCGGGAGCAGCGCGGAGCAGAAUUGAGAACUGAAUGAAAAAGCGAUGCUUUUAGAGAUGCCUGCGAUGGAUUGGUUUGUUUCAUCCUACUGAUGAGGUUGUGGACUAUGUCUUUGGCUGACACAACAAAUGCACACACAAAUGAGCACUUCCCCAGCCUGGCACUAGGAGGCAGCAGGAGGUCUGCAGAAGGCAGGAGUAGCCCAGACGCUGGCGACCUGUCCCGCAACAGCGGGCCUUCUAAUGGCAGCGUAGAUUACAGCAGGUCGCAGUGCUCCUACAGAAGCCUGGCAUCCCACUAUGACUACUCAGAAGGCUUUCUUUCCGAGUGCUCGGAAGCAACCGCCAGCAGACAUCAGUUACAGCAGCCACUGGGGAGAGAAAAAGAGAAAAGAAAGUAUAGCAUUUCUAAAAUGCCCCAGCUUAAAGGCCAGAAGGACGUCCCAGCGGAGAAAAAGCACAUCUGGAACGCUUCGUUUUUCAACUCUCAGGUCCAAACGAUUGCCAAAAGAAGAGGCGCCAUGACACACCGAAUACUGUCAGCCAGGCUUCAUAAGAUCAAGGAGCUGAAGAACGAGCUAGCCGACAUACAUCGGAAGCUGGAAGCCACCGUCAUAGAAAACCAGUUCCUGAAACAGCUUCAGCUCAGGCACUUGAAGGCCAUCGGGAAAUACGUGAACUCACAGAACAAUCUACCUCAGAUCACAGUGAAGCACCAGAAUGAGGUGAAGAGCCUGCGGCAGCUGCUUCGAAAGUCCCAGGAGAAGGAGCGAACCGUGUCAAGGAAACUCCGAGAAACUGACAGUGAGCUGCUGAGGACCAAAGAUGCCUUGCAGGCCCUGCAGAGACUCUCGGAAGACAAGAACCUCGCAGAAAGAGAGGAGCUCACUAACAGGCUGACUGUUCUUACAGCCAAAAUGGAGGCAAAUGACAAAAAAAUACAGAACUUGGAAAAACAGCUGAGGCUGAACAAUCGAUCCUUUGGUCGGCAGCUGGCCAAAGAAAAUCGGAAGACGCUAGCAGCUCAAACGGCCACAAAGACUCUGCAGGGGGAAGUGAGACAGCUACAGCAGAAGCUUAAGGAGAAGGAUCGUGAGCUGGAAAUUAAGAACAUCUACACUAAUCGAAUACUUAAAAAUUUACAUGAAAAGGAAGAUUACCCAAAAGUUUCUUCAACAAAAUCAGUACAAGCAGACAGAAAAAGUUUGCCAUUUGUAAAUGUCAGACACCAAGAAACUCAAAAGUCAGAUGUCCCGCCAUGGACAACGAAGGGUAAAAAGACAAUUGGAAGCAUUGGUCAUAAAGAAAAAUCAACUGAAAUAAACCAUGAAAUUUCUCACUAUGUAUGUAAACUACCAAAGCAAGAGGAGUCUAACAGAAAACAUGAAGAUUCGUCAAUGGAGGUUGAACACCCAAAACCACAAGCCUCUGUGGAAACUAUUAGGAGGCAAGAAGAGAAAAGGGAAGAUCAAGAGCAGAAAGCCAUCCCACCUCAAGCAGAGCCGAUUCCCAGGGGAAGCGAGGCCGCCACGGGCACAGAGGACGAGGUCCCAGCCAGGGCAGCGGCUCAGGUGGGGGAGAUGUUCGAGGCCAAAGAGGCCGAUGAUGCGGAGCCCGGGCCCGGCCCGAUCAAGACCCCUCGGCCGCGGAAGCACUACUCCUUCACCGAGGCCACUGAGAACCUGCACCACGGGCUGCCCACGUCCUGCGUGCAGGCCUCGGGCAGCCCACGCUGCCGCCACGGCGUCGGCAAGCACCGCAGCGACCAGGAGCUGCAGCUGGAGCCUGCGGGCUAUGAGCCUUCGUUCGGCAAGGCGGCCAGGGCCAAGGCCAAGGAGACGGCGUUCCGGGACAAGAAGAGCAGCCUCAUGGAGGAGCUGUUCGGCGCAGGCUUCGCGGGCAGGGGUGGCCCCACCAAUGGCGAAGGGGCCAGCAAGGCCCAGCAGCUCAGGCCGGGCCAGGCCUCUGCAAGCAACGCCUUCGGGGACUCCAGAGCCACUGUGGUGCGGUCCAUCCAGGCCUCACCCGCCGAAGGAAACAGGAAAACAGUUAUUUAAAUGCAACGGUAGCCUCAAACACUCUGGUUUAUGUACUAGUUAAGUGCCUUUAAUCUUACUUACCAUGUGAGGGCUUACAUAGUGUCUGUUUUAGUACUUGGGUAAUUUGGGUAAUUUGCUUUAUUGCUAUCUAAUAAAAUAAUCCACUGUACCUUGAUCAAUGGUAACAUUUUAAAUACAAACUUACAUCUUUAUUAUAAAGGUAGAACAUG
Messenger RNA from Phodopus roborovskii (desert hamster), 2330 nucleotides. It is a transcript of the gene Lca5l, whose product is annotated as lebercilin LCA5 like. NCBI's taxonomy places the organism in Eukaryota, Metazoa, Chordata, Mammalia, Rodentia, Cricetidae. The record is from RefSeq and is a predicted model, not a curated record. Bases 154 to 2118 code for a protein of 654 amino acids. Gene Ontology annotation, cellular component: axoneme. The transcript is spliced from 9 exons. Gene Ontology annotation, biological process: intraciliary transport.